Messenger RNA from Coffea eugenioides, 2410 nucleotides. RefSeq lists its product as uncharacterized. Gene Ontology annotation, biological process: DNA damage response. The transcript has 12 exons. Lineage: Eukaryota; Viridiplantae; Streptophyta; Magnoliopsida; Gentianales; Rubiaceae. The record is from RefSeq and is a predicted model, not a curated record. The coding region runs from base 26 to 2200 and encodes 724 amino acids.
CGGGUCAAAACGCUCUCCUCUUGAAAUGGCGACUGAGGGUUUCGAAGUUGAAGAAUGGGACGCCGAUUUCCUGGACCAGCUCGUGCAAGCCGAAGAGUUAGCAUUAUUAACAACCUCCGCCACUCAACAACCACAACAACAACAACAAUCACCACCACCACAACAGCGGCAGCAGCAACUCCUUUACCACCACCCACAACCUCCUCUUCAGCCUUCACCGCAUCCUGUUCCGCCGUACGGAAACAUUAGCUACUCUCCUCCUCGGGAGUUGUCUCAGAGAGUCCAUGACACUUCAGCGGUAGGUGGCCGUGGACACCGGGCUCUCGCUUCCUCCUCUAUUUCUGUUUCCAUCCCCGGUGGCCCCGAAAGCGCCACAGAACGAGAAAUCGAUGGCUUAAAGAGAGAGCUUGGUCAUGUCUCGGAGCAGCUUAAAGUUCUGGAGGAGGAGUGCAUAGACCUAAAAAAACAAAGAGACAAGAAAGAAGAGCAACUGAAAUUCAUAUCUGCAAGGAUUGAAGCCAGAGAAGCGGAGGACUGCCCUGCAAAUAGUAUUUCCUUGUGUCAUUCUGUUGGAAAGGAUCAUGAUGAUGAUGGAGUCCUGCCAGAAUGUCAAAAGAAUAAUUCGUCAAAUGAAUUGUUUGGCAUCAGUGUUCAUCCACGUACAUCACCUAGUAAAGCGGUUGGAGUUCAGACAGAGGAUGCUGGUGACUGUGAUAAUUCGUGCUGUAGAAAUGAUGUAGUUGUUGGUUGUCAUCAUCACAAGAAGUUGCUAGAUGUAUGGGAUUUAUCAGAUGACAGAUUAGGAAAAAAUUUAGCUUUAAAUUUAUUUGGGAGUUGUGAAGCAGAUUUAAAAGUCCUUUUUGGGUACUUGUACUUGAGUUUACAUUCCAAUACAAUGAUGGAACACCCUAUGCAUAAAUCCAAUGUCCCUUUGAAGGAUCACCACCAUUUAUCUCAUUCCACUGAUGCUGCAAUAAUCUUACAUCUUUACCUCAUGUUGACCAAGAUUGGUAAUCAAAUGGUAAGAUUGGAAGAUUUGCUGGAAGCUUUGGUUGAUUGUUGCAGGCUGAAAAAUGGUGUCAUUGUUUAUAGAUCUUUGCGUGUCUUACAUGUGGUUAUAAAGCAUGCUUCCCAUAUGCAAAAGAAAAUUGGUAGGAGGGAGAACAUAAUCGUUACUGGCCCUUCUGCUGAGCACAUUCUGGCAGGCAUUGGCGAAGAGCAAUCACUCAAGCAAGGAAGUUCUCUCUAUCGUAAUGCCAAGAAUGUAUUGAACCAAUGGGAUUCUCACCCGGGGGUAAAAUGGUUAAAUGCCAAAAGAAAAUUUUCCAUUCCUGGCCUAACAAAUUUUGAAUGGGUCUCAUUGUUUGAGCUCAUGAGCCAAAUUGCCAUGACAAAUAGUGAAGAACAUGUGAAACUCGAAGCGGUUUCUAUUAUGAAUAUGAUUCUUAUAAGCUCUACUGUGUACUCAGAGAGGGAGAAAUUUGCAGCAGAUCCAGUAUUUCAAUGCAUAUCACAGCUAUUGAGGAAGGAAACUGGUCUUUGUUUGCGAAAGGAAGCUGUAAAUCUUCUUUACCAGCUACUUAACUGUCCCAAAGUAACAGCUGCAUUUUGUAUGGAGAAUGGUGAGGCUGCAGUAAGUGCUGAGCUUGAUGCUAAAACUCAUCCAUCUUUUCGAGAGUUCAAUGCAAUAAUGGAUGGUUUGGUAGAAUGCGUCACUUGCACUGGAAAUAGCACGAAGGAAUUGAAGCUUCGAAGAUGUGCUGUAACUGUGCUAGCUUUCAUAGCAUCACUUGGAAAAGCUGGCCUUGGGAUUAUUUUGAAUCAUAGGCUUCCAGAAAGGACUAAUAUCCUUGCAAGUAUUUUGGAAAGCUUGGCGUCCGAUGUGAACCUUGAACCUCUGGAUUCUGCUCAGUCUGUUGAAGUCUUCAGAGAAAGAACCUUGGUAAUACGUGAGGCUCUUAUACUUUUAAAUAGACUUGUUUCGCAUCCUCAAUUCUCCACUGCUGUUUUGCAAGCAUUAACCAGCGGUAGAGAGGUAACCAGCUUGACAAUUGAUGUUGCAAAAAGAUUAUCCCACAAGGGCAAGUUCUUGUGGCAGGAUGACAGCAUAACAAAGCAGAUCAGGGAAUCUGAAAUUGUGGAACUAGCUCGGGUGUUCAAGAGAAGAGUUUUUACAUUCUUGGGAGAUGGUGUAUCAUGAUAUGCUUCAACAGUUGAACAAAGAGUUCGGACUUUAUGAAAGCAACUUCAUUUUGUUAGGACCUAUUUGUUGCAAAGCUCAAAACGUUUACGAGUUCUUUAGUUCCCAUUUGUUGUGUUGUUUGUUAUAUGAUAAAGGCUUAUAUACACCUUUUUGUUCAGUCUCGUAUUGGAUCUGUAAUAAAGCAUCGCAUAUUGGUUUUAUAAUUCA